Molecule: messenger RNA, 2734 nt
Organism: Scophthalmus maximus (turbot)
Lineage: Eukaryota; Metazoa; Chordata; Actinopteri; Pleuronectiformes; Scophthalmidae
Gene: kazald3
Product: Kazal-type serine peptidase inhibitor domain 3
Exons: 4
Coding region: 1-1503 (500 amino acids)
Biological process (GO): regulation of cell growth; regulation of signal transduction
Cellular component (GO): extracellular region
Molecular function (GO): insulin-like growth factor binding
Source: RefSeq, a predicted model, not a curated record
AUGCCGGGGGCGAGAAGUCUCGCUCUGCUCGGUCUCUGUCUGACCCUCCACACGUGCCGAGCCUCCCCGGACCACGACCCCCCGGACCACGACCCCCCGGACCACGACCUGCAGGACCACGACCCCCCGGACCACGACCCGCCGGACCACGACCUGCAGGACCACGACCCGCCGGACCACGACCCCCCGGACCACGACCCGCAGGACCACGACCCGCCGGACCACGACCCCCCGGACCACGACCCCCCGGACCACGACCCGCAGGACCACGACCUGCAGGACCACGACCCCCCGGACCACGACCCGCCGGACCACGACCCGCAGGACCACGACCCGCAGGACCACGACCCGCCGGACCACGACCCCCCGGACCACGACCCCCCGGACCACGACCCGCAGGACCACGACCUGCAGGACCACGACCCCCCGGACCACGACCCGCCGGACCACGACCCGCAGGACCACGACCCGCAGGACCACGACCCCCCGGACCACGACCCGCCGGACCACGACCCCCCGGACCACGACUUGCAGGACCACGACCCCCCGGACCACGACCCCCCGGACCACGACCCGGCGGACCACGACCCGCAGGACCACGACCCGCCGGACCACGACCCCCCGGACCACGACCUGCAGGACCACGACCCCCCGGACCACGACCCGCAGGACCACGACCCGCCGGACGAGGACCCGGGCGGCGGCGGGGGCCGGAGCCGGACCGGGGGCUGCGGGCGGUGUGAGCUGGACCUGUGCCCGGAGAGCCGCAGCUGCAGGGCGGGUCUGGUGCCGGACUCCUGCGGCUGCUGUCGGGAGUGCGGGAACCUGGAGGGUCAAGCCUGCGACCCGGGGGACCGGAGUGUCUUCUACGGGCUCUGCGGGACCGGACUGCGGUGUCAGGUGGACCCGCGGGCCGCAGGAGGAGGAGGAGGGGGGGAUGAAGAGGAGGAUGAAGAGGAGGAUGAAGAGGAGGUGUGUGUGUGUGAGGAGCAGGAACCUGUCUGUGGCUCCGACGGAACAACAUACAUGAACAUGUGUCAGUUCAGAGAGACAGCGUUCUCCAGACCAGAGCUCCGGACCAGAGGGAGGGGGCCCUGCAGGACCGUCCCCGUCAUUAAGGUCCGUCCUCAGAGUCAGGUGAACGGGACAGGAAGCAGUCUGGUGUUCCUGUGCGAGGUCUUUGCGUUCCCCAUGGCCCAGGUCGAGUGGAGGAGGGAGGGACGGGACGUGGUCCUGCCCGGGGACGACCCCCACAUCUCUGUCCAGUCUAGGGGCGGUCCUCUGAAAUUCGAGCUUUCCAGUUGGCUGCAGAUUGAGGGGGCGGAGCUAGCAGACUCUGGGACUUACCGCUGCAUUGCUCGCAACAACCUGGGAUCCGUCUCCGCCUCGGCUGUUCUGGGAGUCCUGGGACCAGAGGAGAUGUCGUCCUACCUGGCCAGCAGCGUUUCAGAGAUGGAGCAGCUGAUGGACGACGCCACAGACUACGACCAGGACUCCUACUGACCCACGUGUGAUGUCACUUCCUGCCAUGUGACUCUCUGUCCGGCCGCCAUCGCAGCAGAGACAGGAAACGCAUCACGAUCAGUUGACUGACGACACAGACUUUGUCAUCUUCAAGUCAAUUUGUGAUGAAUAUGUAUGCAAAUAUAUAUUAUAUAUAAUAAUAAUAAUAAUAAUAAUAUCUGUAUCGGUUUGUCUUAACUCUGAAUGCGACAUUCUUUGUCUUUUAAUUAAGUUAAAUUUUAUUAUUUUUGUCUUUUAUAACUAAACGUGUUCAUAUGUUUUUCCUUUUGUACUUUGUCUAUUUUUCAGUUAAAGUUAAACAGAAAUGUUCUUCUGUACAACUGGUCAUAAUGUUCUCCUCUUACAUUCAGCGCAGGAGCAAUGCAUGAUGGUAGAUAUACGACCACAGACUGUGAGUAACAGUGACAGACUUGUUCUGUUCAGCAACAGUUUGGUUUAGAACUCUGUAAUGUUAAUGGUAAGACUCAUGUAUAUUAACAGCCGCUGCUCUGACCUCACUGUGACCUCACUGUGACCUCACUGUGACGUCUCACGGGACGUCUUCCUGACAGAGUUUGGAGUCGUACAGACGGGAUCUGCAGGAGCCUGAUUCCUGCGGUCCGACCACAGGAAGUUGAGGAAUGAAACGUCUCUGUGUGUUUCCCAACAUGUGGUGAAUCUAUCAGACUGUAACUGGAGAACAUGUUCCUCUGGGCCUCGGUUCCGCUGGUUCUGCAGACGACGUUUGGGACCAGACAGAAGCAGAAUAAUGUGACUUUGGGUUUAUGGGCUAACGUUUUGUUUCUAACUGAAUCGACAGUGAUCAGCUGCAGUUUGCAGUGAAUCCAGUGAGGAACAGUCGACUGUCUCGGAGACGCUGAUGGAAGUGCGAUCUGAAACGAGACGGUCUCGUCUGUCUCUUGUCUCGCUCUCCCUGUCUCGGGUGUUGACUGUUACUGAGCAAACAAAUCUUUGGGCCAAACUGUUGCAGCCAUUUUUCCUGUUUCUUCAGAGGGAGGGAAACAGCGCCCUCUGGAUUGUGAUUACUGAUAAUGUCAGUAAGCCUGUGUGGUGGAAAUGGGUACUGCACUCCUGCAGCAACGACCGUCCGUGUUUUCAUACACAUUGUCAACUUGUACUCAGAAAAAAAAAACUGAAAAAGAAAUUGGAAUGUGUCAAAAACUGGUUCCACGUGUUCCUGUGAAUAAAGAGGGAACAUUCUGAUGUUUGA